Molecule: messenger RNA, 2406 nt
Organism: Nematolebias whitei (Rio pearlfish)
Lineage: Eukaryota; Metazoa; Chordata; Actinopteri; Cyprinodontiformes; Rivulidae
Product: AFG3-like protein 1
Exons: 17
Coding region: 1-2406 (801 amino acids)
Biological process (GO): protein-containing complex assembly; mitochondrial protein processing
Cellular component (GO): membrane; m-AAA complex
Molecular function (GO): ATP-dependent peptidase activity; metalloendopeptidase activity; ATP hydrolysis activity
Source: RefSeq, a predicted model, not a curated record
AUGGGACUCUUCUCUGCGAGCGCGUGGCCCCUUCGGCACCGAGUGCGCACUGCUGGCUGGGUCUCAGCCACUUUCUGCAUCUGCAGGACCCCCACUUUGAAACUGCUCACUCAGAGAAGAUGUGGAGGAUUUAACCGACGUGCGUUUCCACUGACGCGGUCAUUCUGCUCAAACAAACCACCAAAAGGUGAGAAAAAUAAAGAGAAGGAGUCUGUCGGAAGGGACAAGCAAGAAGCAAACGAUGAUGGAUACAAAAAAAGAGGAGAGAAAAAGGAGGAUUCUCAUUGGUGGACACGAUUUCAGAAAUAUUUUCCAUUUGACAAAAAGGCCGUGCAGAACCUUGCAGUGGGUGCAGCCGGCAUGGCCACCGCCUUCCUGUACUUUCACUUCCGAGGAGUUGGGGUCCAGAUCUCCUGGAAGGAUUUUGUGCACCGUUUCUUGAGCAGAGGCUUGGUUGGUCACAUCGAGGUCGUCAAUAAACAGUAUGUCAAAGUGUUCCCAGCCGAUGGAGUGAACUCAUCAGAAGUGAACUAUUUGUGGUUUAACAUUGGCAGUGUGGACUCGUUUGAACACAACUUGGAUUUGGUUCAGCAGGAAAUGGGUCUGGACUCCACGCAGAAAAUACCCGUCCUCUACACCAGUGAAAGUGAUGAAACAAUUUUUUUAAGGGUCUUCCCAACCUUACUCCUGGUGGGCUUUUUGUUUUUUGCGAUGCGGCAGGGACCGAUGGCCGAAGUGUUUGGGGGCAGUUUAAGAGGAAACCCUUUCAGGAUGAGUGAAUCCAAAAUCAAGAUUAUUAAAAACAGCAUCAGUGUUCGUUUUAAGGAUGUGGCAGGGUGUGACGAGGCCAAGCAAGACAUUCUGGAGUUUGUCAACCUCCUAAAGAACCCAAGUCAGUAUCAUGACUUGGGAGCCAAGACCCCAAAGGGAGCUUUGUUAUCAGGUCCACCUGGAACGGGGAAGACUUUGCUGGCCAAGGCCACAGCAGGAGAGGCCGACGUCCCCUUCAUCACAGUCAGCGGCUCAGAGUUCCAGGAGGUUUUUGUUGGUGUGGGCCCUGCAAGGAUAAGAGAUGUGUUUGCCACAGCUCGCAAGAUCGCCCCUUGCAUCGUUUUCAUCGAUGAGAUUGAUGCAGUCGGCAGGAAAAGAGGCAAAGGGAAUCUCGGCACCCAAAGUGAGCAGGAAAACACUCUGAACCAGUUACUUGUGGAAAUGGAUGGAUUUAAUAGUAGCUCCAAUGUCGUGGUGUUAGCUGGCACCAAUCGAGCUGAUGUCCUCGAUCCUGCUCUGAUGAGGCCAGGACGCUUUGAUCGACAUAUAUAUUUGGGUCUGCCUGGUAUAAAAGACAGAGCGUCCAUCUUUAAAGUGCAUCUGAGACCUUUGAAGCUGGACCCCAAUUUAAAUGUAGAAGCUUUAUCCAGGAAAUUAGCUGCACUCACUCCAGAUCUUACUGGAGCUGAAAUAGCUAAUGUUUGUAAUGAAGCGGCACUGAGAGCUGCACGUCACCUCAACAGGUGUGUCGACACUGAGCACUUUGAGCAGGCAGUGGAGCGGGUCAUCGGUGGUGUGGAGAAGAAGGCUCAGAUGCUGCAGCUACUAGAAAAGACCACCGUGGCGUACCAUGAGGCCGGUCACGCUGUUGUCGGCUGGUUUCUCGAGCAUGCAGACCCACUGAUGAAGGUGUCCAUUGUUGCUCGAGGAAAAGGUUUGGGUUAUGCUCAGUACUUACCAAAGGAACAGUACCUGAUGACCCAGGAGCAGCUGUUUGACAGAAUGUGUAUGACGCUCGGCGGUCGAGUGGCUGAGCAGGUUUUCUUUCAACAGAUCACCACCCGAGCACAAGAUGAUCUCAGGAAGGUCACACAGUCAGCGUACGCACAAGUAGUCCAGUUUGGAAUGAAUGAGUUGGUGGGUCAGGUUUCUUUUGACCUCCCCCAGGAGGAACACAUGGUCACAGAGAAGCCCUACAGUGAGUCUGCAGCGCAGCUCAUAGACCAGGAAGUUCGUUCGCUCGUCGACACCGCCUUCCAACGGACACUUCGGCUUGUCGUUGACAAGAAAGAAAUGGUAGAAAAGGUGGCGAAACGUCUCCUGGAGGUAGAGACUCUUGGCAGAGCCGACAUGUUGGAGCUUCUGGGACCGCGACCCUUUCAGGAGAAGUUCUCAUACGAGCAGUUUGUUGAAGAUUUGGGAUAUUUUGAAAUCAAAAACCGAAGUGCUGAAGAGGCUGAAGUAAAGAAAUCCACUCUUUCCCUAGGCCAGACACCUGCUGAAUCUGACUUCCAAAUCUUGGAAAUCGCCCGUAAACUGGAAAUGUACGGUGUCCGCUUCCACCCAGCAGCCGAUCGCGAGGGCACCAAAAUCAACCUGGCUGUGGCUCACAUGGGGCUUCAGGUUUUCAGGUAA